AUGACUAAAACUUCCUUUAAUAUCGUCAUCUGCGGUGGUGGACUCGGUGGUAUUGCUGCUGCUAUUGGUUUAAAAAGAAAAGGUCACAACGUUACUGUUCUUGAAGGUUCAUCUGCUUUAAAUGAAGUUGGUGCCGGUAUUCAAAUGCCUCCAAACAGUAUCAAGAUUCUUACUGAAUAUGGUAUCUUUGAUAGAUUCUUACCUUUCGUUACUAGACCAAAAAAUAUUAUUCUUAGAAGAUUUGACACUGGUGUUCCACUUUCUACUACUCCAUUAGACCCAGAUAUGACUGACAGUUAUGGUUUCCCAUAUUUAUUAAUCCACAGAGCUGAUUAUCAAAGAUUAUUAUUUGAAGCUGCUACUGAUAUUGGUAUUACUUAUAAAUUAAAUGCAAGAGUCGACAGAGUCGAUGACAAAACUACCACUGUUCAUCUUACUGAUGGAACUUCAUACACUGCUGAUUUAAUUAUUGGUGCCGAUGGUAUUCGUUCAAAAGUCAGAGAUACUGCUGUUGUUACUGAUGAAACUGUCUUACCACUUCCAUCUUCUAACUGUGCUUUCAGAGCCACUGUUUCAAGAGAAGAUAUGUUAGCUGAUCCUGCUCUUGCCCACCUUAUGUCAGAUGUUAACUCCAAUUGUUGGAUUGGUUACAGAAGACACGUUAUGGCUUACCCAAUUAGAAAUGGUGAAAUGUAUAACAUUGUUAUGUCUCAUCCAGGUCAAGCUUCUGUUGGUAAAUGGAAUGAACCAGGUAGCGUUGAAGAAAUGAGAAACCAUUAUAAAAAUUUUGAUCCAAUCGUUAAACAAUUACUUACUCAUGUUAAAACUGUCUUAAAAUGGGUUCUUGCUGAUUUACCAAUGUUACCAAAAUGGGUCAGUGAAAACGGUCAUGUUGUCUUGAUUGGUGAUGCAGCUCAUGCUAUGUUACCAUACUUAGCUCAAGGUGCUGCUCAAGCCAUUGAAGAUGGUGCCACAUUAGCUGAAUUAUUAGACCAAGCUACUACUAAUGCCGAUAUCCCAGCCCUUCUUCACACCUUCCAAAAGAGAAGAAAGAGAAGAACUGAAACUAUUCAAGCCGGUGCUAGAAAGAAUGGUCAUAUCUGGCAUUUACCAGAUGGUGAAGAGCAAGAAGAAAGAGAUGCUCUUAUGCAAGCUAGAGAUGGUCACAACCCUGAUCAAUGGUCUGAUACUGAAUUCCAAAGAUGGUUAUUUGGAUGGAAUGCUUUCACUGAUUAG
Molecule: messenger RNA, 1236 nt
Organism: Scheffersomyces coipomensis
Lineage: Eukaryota; Fungi; Ascomycota; Pichiomycetes; Serinales; Debaryomycetaceae
Product: salicylate hydroxylase
Exons: 1
Coding region: 1-1236 (411 amino acids)
Molecular function (GO): FAD binding; monooxygenase activity
Source: RefSeq, a predicted model, not a curated record